Molecule: messenger RNA, 4103 nt
Organism: Saccostrea cuccullata (small rock oyster)
Lineage: Eukaryota; Metazoa; Mollusca; Bivalvia; Ostreida; Ostreidae
Exons: 8
Coding region: 15-824 (269 amino acids)
Source: RefSeq, a predicted model, not a curated record
AUUUUGCGUCAGCCAUGAUACUGUUAUGGCACCUGCAGUUCGAUGAUAAGUUCCAUGUCAGAUCCAUCAGCGAUCACGAAAACUCUGAAAAGAGGAAAAUGAAAGGGCCUAAUUUAGUUAAAGUCAAAUUGUCAUUAAAAGCCUUGAUCAUCAAUCUUCUAAUACUGAAGGUAGUGAAAUGUAACAGUGAUUCCUGUCCAGUGUCAAGACAAACUAUGGAAAUUGUUCCAAACUGUCCGACCAGUGAAUCAAAAUGGAAUGAAGCUUCUCAAAGAAAGAACUGUUCAGCUUUUGCCAGCCAGUGUAGCUAUCCUGACAGACUUGUGUACCAUUGUGUGAUCAAUCCAUUUGUAAAUCAGACAUUGGAAGUUUGUGCCUAUGGAAAGUACAUUGUUUUAGGUUAUUGUACGGAGUACAGCUUGAGUGGCAACAUAAUCCAGCAGAAUUAUGAUACAGUCUGUUCUAAAUUUACCCAGAGUCCAUGUCCCAGUGGCUACCACUCCACAGAAGCAUACAAAUACCCCGGUUGCUAUGAGCUAACAAAGAAAUCCACAGUUCAGAAUCCAACUACAGUUGCCUCUGUCCCUACAUCUGACACAAAAGUUACAACUCAAAAUAUGUCCAUGACUGAAGAGUCAGAUAUGGAAAAUGUUAAAGAUAUAAACUUGGGACUUUAUAUUGGACUCACUUUCGGAGUUCUUCUUGUAGCUGGAAUCGCUGUUGUAAUUUUUUUACUGAAAAGACGUCAAGCUAACUCUAAAGAGCAAAACCUUACCGAAAAAGAAACAGUAGAAGAGAAUGGUCUACUCAUGAAGAAAAAAUAAAAAAACAGAAGAAAGACUGGUGCAGAUUGAGCCUUAACUAUUGCAUAAUAAAAAUUAACGUAUAUCAAUCAACAAAAAUCAAUAUUGAAGAGGAGGAACAAGAACUGGAUAUAACAACUAGUCAAAUUUAGGAAGUUCGCCAAACUUCUCCAAUGACUCGAGUGCUUUGAUCAGGAAAUAUAUAUAUGAAAUAUCUAUAAGAUACUCUAUAAGACAAGAAAGCUCUUUAGUCUUCAGAAUAAGCAUUACUGGAAGGUCAUAUAACUUCAGGACCAACCAUUCUGACUAAUAUUUAAUCAUUGAAUUUAUGAUGAUUACACAGUUAUGUCUGACAUGGUUACAUUAACUUCUAGAGACAUAAUGCAAAAGUAAAAUUUUGUUGUUCUGAAGUUAAUGUCAUUAUGUGUGGUCUGUAUGUAUGUGUUUACAUUAUACAUGUAUAAAUAUUACAUGUAGUUGACAAUUUUCACCCCCAAAAACAUUUUAAACCAAGUUAGGUGCAGUAGAGGUCGAAGAAGGUUUCAGAGGGACGGAAAUUUUCAAUGUUACACUCAGCUACAUGCAAUGUUUAUUAAGUGACACUGAAUGUUUUAAAUGCAGCGAUCCUUGUGUGCAUAAAUUCUGAACAGUCAACAUCACAUGUAAAGCAAUGUUGACUGUUGCUAAGAUGGAGGUCGUGGCUUCAUUUUUCAGCGUGUAUUACUGAUUUUUUUUAAAUAAAUGUUUCGCAAUGUAUCAAAUUCAACAAAUUUACAUGAAAGUAUAAUGCAUGGAAAUUUUUCCCCUGCAUAACAUAGUUUAAUUAAUUAUGCAUAUUUCAGCCUUUGUAUUAACAACUCAUAGUGAGAUCAAUGUCAAAAGAAGGCAACGUAUUCAACACAUUGAAUUUAUACUGUUGAUGUUUAAACAAGUAUUUAAAAAAACACCGGGCUAUUUCAAUUUAAAACGUAAUCCAUACCUGCUAGGACUUGACAUCUGUUCUGGAUUUAUGCGGAAGAAAACUAUCAUUGGAAAAUAGAUCUGAUGGUACACAUGUAGCACUUUUUAUUUGAAUUGCUGAAUUUCAAAUUAUUUUGCAAGCCUUGAUACAUAUAACUAAUGCCGGUGAAGACUUGUUUUAUCUCUUUUGAAAGGUUAAUCUAGUCGUUGAUUGAAAUUUUAAAUUCAAGUUGAUAAUCUAUAUACUGCAAGUUCUUUUCACAUUUUAAAAUGCUUGUGCCAUAGAAUCAAUGUUUAAUUUGUAUGUGAAAGUGUAUAUAUAUGAGAGAAAUUCGGAUCCGCCAAAAUGAAUCUAUAUAAAAAUAUGAUAUGCAGAUUUAAAAACGAGAUUUGCCAAUGCAUGACAUGUUCCUUUUGGAAUAGGACGAAUUAUUUAUGGGCAAGUUUUAGGGGCGAACUCUCUAGCAUUCUCCUGCAUGCCUGACAUUUGCCCAUGGCAGCCGGUUUUACCUUGCUUUUAUAUAUAUUUACUGUGUGGACCUCAAAAUCUGCGCAAAAAGUAAAUCAACAUAUUUUUUGUCAUAAAUCAGACGCAUAUGUUAAUAGAGGGAAUUAGAUUUUAUCAAAAUGUAAAUAAACAUAACGUUUUUGUCAUAUGAUCAAAUCGACUAUAAAAGUUUUAAAAUGAUACCCUAUUUCUUAUAUAUGUACUUGUAACAUGACGAUUUUUUAUAGGGAAACUUUAUUGUAAAAUUUUGAUAAGUUUCCUUUUGAUCUCUCUAAUUAAUCUUUUAAAGUUUAGGUGAGUAGAUUUCUUGAUAAUUCUACCGGAAUCUUAACUUUCGCACAGCAAAUGACCAGGAGCAAAGCUAAGCCGAAUAUGCAUGUAUAUAUCGUAUGGCUGUCUUUGUGUCUGACGUCAGUGGCCGGGUCUAUUGAAGUGGACAUGGGAGGCCUCUUAUAAUUUUCAUCUAUUAGACAACAUUUAAAAUCUAAAUUUACAAUACAAUUUUCAUUCACAAUGAAACAAAAACUGCAGGAAACAUAUAUAAUAGGAAAAAUAUAAUUAUAAGUCACCACUGUCUAGAAAGUAGGCUAUGCUUCGCCCUACCCUGACAUACCCAACAUUCUAGAAAAUGAUUGAAACUUUUCGUCCUUCAAUGCACUCCUAUAAUCUUAGAAAUAAUGAUGAAACUACAUCAUAUAUGGAAAGUUUCUUUGCAAUAAAUGGUAAACUGUGGAAUAUGUUAAACUUGCUUGAUUAUAUCAGGAAUGCUCCUUGAAUACCUUCAUUCAAAGGUCUCUUAAAUUUUUAUUUUUGUAAAAAAAAAAGGUAAAGAAAUUUAUCAUUUUUGAAUAAGAAAAUGCAAUAAAAUACAAUGUCAGUGGCAAAAUAAUGCAAGUAAUUUAAAGGCAGACUAAUAUAACCAAUGUUUAUCAGAAACACCAAUGUGUAAAUAAUGACUCUGUUGAAGAAGCUCAUCGCUAUAUCUCACCAAGAAAUGUACUUUUCCAAACAAUCCAAAAUAUUAUUUAUGAAAUUGAUUUAUUUUUGCAUGGUAGUCCCAAUCAUGGAAUAGGUAUUAAUAUUCAAAUAUUGGAAGCAGUACAUUAUUUCAUUGCAGCAACCUAACGUUUUAUUUGACACUGUUGAAGAUGCUCAUCACUAUUUCUUUGAUUGUCCAAGAAAUGUACUUUUCCAAACACUCCAAAAAUAUUAUUCAUGAACUUGAAGUAGUACAUGCUUUCAUUGCAGCAACCUAACUUUUUAUUUGACACUGUCAUGUAUGUUACUUAUGCCAACACUUACUACCCCGUAAUACAUUGUAAUUUUUUUUUUGUCUUUUUUUUUUCUUUGUUACAUUGUGACUUUUUUCUCUACUCUUUUUUCUUAUUUCUUUGUUACUAUGUUUGUCUAUUUAUUUUCAUACCUAUAUACAAUGUAUUGUGUGUUGAUCUUGACCUUGUAGGGAGAGGGCUAAAAUAGGCUUUGCCUGCUGCCCAAUCCCAUUCACUGUAUGUGAAUAAAAUUUGUAUGAAUAAAAAAAAUACUAGACAAUGAUAUCGUAAACAUAGGUUUGUGCAUAUCGUUGUACAUUUUUUUUAUGGCAAAAUACUUUUCUGAAAUAUGAUAUAUCGUAGACUUUAGCAAUGGUUUUGUGAAUCUUUUUAGGCAUAUCAUGCAUCUUAAAAGGUUGUGAUGUUUAAGGUUAGAUUUAUCAAUGGUUGUGUACAUUUUUCCUAUAGGGAAUAAUACAUUUUUUUAAAAUGUUGAUGUUGAAAAGCUGUCCUAACAUGCCUUUAAAUUCACCUGUUUGUCUAACGAUUUUUUUUGUGAAA